CAGAGUGAAGAACUCAGGAGCAGUCUGGGUAACUAUAAUCCUUAAUUGUGAGAGAGAAGUAUUGCAUUUUCCUAUUUCUAUCUUUAUUAGUAUUUUUCACAUUGCUCAAGCCAGUAAUAGUGCUUUGUUGUUUACUAAAUGCUCCAGAUGUGAUGCUAGUAACUGCUUCAACUGUCAUGCUAGUAACUGCUUCAACUGUUAUGCUAGUAAAUGCUUCAACUGUCAUGCUAGUAACUGCUUCAAAUGUCAUGCUAGUAACUGCUUCAACUGUGAUGCCAGUGUUGGGUUUGUUUUGUCUACUCUAGUUGUAUUAGCAGUGGCAACACACCAGCUACAGCCACUUACCUGUACUUCUGUCAACUUUAAGGAUGAUUUUAUCCUUUACAUCUCAUAGUUUUACCAUUAUUAUUAUUUUACAGAUUCUUUGUAAAUCCUGGAUAAUUUUAAACUCUUACUUUAUAUUUUACAUAUUUUAGCAUGGCUUGUAAUUAUAGACACAUGGCUGCAGUAGUUAGUUCCAGCUUUGUAACUGUUAGAGGGGAAUGAGUGACCACAUCACCAAGCUUCCCACUUCCCAAAAGCAUCUCCUUUUCAGAGUGUCAAUCCACCAUCUGUGACAUGUAGGAACAAAGACGAACUGCUGUUUCUGGCCUAACAAGCUGAAAAUCACAGGAGUAAUACAUCCUUGGACAUAUCCCGAUUUGUCGAGUUUUUCGCUGCGUGUCGUCUAAUGCAACAAAAUGGUGGACUUGGGUGGGGGAACGAGGGAACGUUUCCAAGACUUAGGCACAGAGGAGCCUGAUGAUGUGUUGCCUCUAGACUCAACAGUGAGCUAUUACUCCCACCACACAUCACGACCUUCCUCGUGGCGCCAGUCACUACAGGGUCAAGACGUUACCGCCCGACACAGUCUUCUGGACUCCAUGCAUUAUGACUUAAUUCAGAUCAAGAAUGAUCCUGAAAAUCUCUCAAGACUAUGCAACAGCAGCAGCUCCCUGGUGACUGUGCCGGGAUCCUCUGUGUCAUCGCUGGAGGCUGCAGAGGAUGCUCGAGCAAAAGGGCAACUGCUUCAGGAAAUUACCCGCGUUGCCGAGACAUUCGAGCCGGGCGGAUGUUACCGCAAUUAUACUCUAGCUCCUGAUCCACCAACCCACACAGAAUAUAAUUUACUUUCAGACUCGCCUCAGUGGUCAUGGAGUCGUGGCCCAGGUGAGGAUAGGAACCUCACAGGGUCAGGAGGGAACCUACUGGUGGGGAGCAGCCAGUCCACUGACACACUCAUCACCUCCCUCCAGUAUACUGUUCCAUCACAUCUCAUCCAAGACACAUUCUCAGCACACCUUCCCUCCAUAUCUGUAGCUCAGCCGCCCACAUCCGUCCCGACGUGCUCGUCUAUGCAGCGGUCUCCUCCAACAUCAUCAGCACUCGACCUCUCACCUGGUCCUCCCCCUACGGCCCACCAGCUACCUCCAUUACAGCCUUCACUCAUGAGCCAGGCACCACCCACCCAUGUGUCUACCAUCUCCCCUCCUCCCUCAACACAUCAACUGCCUUCUCUCAUUGCACUGGACAUUACUCCUCAGGCUCUGUCAUCACACCACACAUUAGAUGACACCCUGGAUCUGGUCCACUCUGAUGAGCUGACAAGCAGGAAACAGAAGAAGGAUCCUCUAGCAGUAGAACCAUCUGAACCCAAGUCCUCACAUCCUGUACAAACCUCUGAAAAGACAUUCUUUUGUAAACAUUGUAAUGAAACAUUUCCCCAAGAAGAAUCACUUAAGGUACACGAGUCGAGUCAUUCCGGAGAGCGACCGUUCAGGUGUAAUGAAUGUGGCACAAUGUUCUCAGCUAAGGCCAUGCUUAUUAGGCACAAGAAGGUUCACACUGGAGAAAAACCGUACAGUUGUGAUGAGUGCAAAACUUGUUUUACUGAAGCUGGUAGCUUGAAAGUACACAAACGACUGCAUAGUGGUGAGAAACCUUUUAAGUGUGACCAGUGUGAUGUUGCAUUUAAUGGAGCCGGCAUGUUGGCCACCCACAAACGAAAACAUACAGGGGAGAAGCCUUACAGGUGUAACGAAUGUAGUGAAACAUUCCGGCUCUUGUCCACUUUGAAGAGUCACAGACGGAGGCACACGGGUGAGAAGCCAUUUACGUGUGAGGUGUGCAAUUCGUCAUUUACUCAGAGAGCAGCUAUGCAACGUCAUAAAAGAAUCCAUUCCAAUCAGAAGCCGUGGGAGUGUGAACACUGUGGAUUUAAGUUUCGUGAGAAAGAGAACCUAAGGAAGCACGUUGCUCUUCACAAAAUCAAAUUACAACACAUGUGUAAAAUUUGUGGUGAAGGGUUUAACCAGGCUAAAAAAUUAGAGAUUCAUAAAAUGGUCCACAAUGGAGGCGAUCGACCGUACCGAUGCAAUAAGUGCCCGUCCACUUUCACCAACUCUAAAUACUUGACACAACACAAGAAACGUGUUCACGACAGGAAAGGAGCAGUUCAGUGUGAAGAGUGUAAUGGUACAUUUAAGAGGAAAGAAAUUCUGAUCUCACACAUGAGAAUACACACAGGUGAACGUCCUUAUGUGUGUGAAGAAUGCGGUGCUGCAUUCAAUCAGAGAGGAACUCUAACAAAACACAUCAGGACUCACAGUAAUAGUGUGCCUGCCACUGAGAAUGAUAAAUGUGAUGAUCUUUAUGAAUGUAGAACUUGUAAUCAUGUUUUUCUGGAUAAAAUGUCUUAUGAGCAUCACAUGCACAAACACCAUGUGGUGGAGGAUGUUUCCUUCAGUUGUCCAUCGUGCAGCCUCGGCUUCUCCAGUCAGAAGGAGUUAGUGCUGCACAUGAGAGCAGACCAUACAGUACAAAGAACUGCACGAGGUAGUGUAGGGUCUGACCCAGAUGUUGAUGACAGUAGUGAACAUAUUAGGGACAAAUAUAUGUGCGAAGAUUGUGAUCAAACAUUUUUCCGAAAGCGACAGCUUAAGGCCCACAAAAAGUAUUGCCGGUGUAGUUAUUCAUCCCUAAAACCUGAAUCCCCGGAGGAUGUAAAGACUGACACAUCUUUCCGGGGUGAUACCAAAGAAGCUGAUCCCAUGAAACUUUUAACGGCAGUGUUGGCUGUGACAGAUAAUAGCUCUAGUGAAGGUCUUGGCUAUCAACACACUGUUGGUCGAGGACCACCAUCUUCCGUGGAACAACCUCAUCAGCGUUACCCGUCACCAUCAGUCCCUCCCACAGUAGAUCAACCUCAUCAGCGUUACCCGUCACCAUCAGUCCCUCCCACAGUAGAUCAACCUCAUCAGCGUUACCCCUCACCAUCAGUCCCUCCCACAGUAGAUCAACCUCAUCAGCGUUACCCGUCACCAUCAGUCCCUCCCACAGUAGAUCAACCUCAUCAGCGUUACCCCUCACCAUCAGUCCCUCCCAUGAUAGAGGAACCUCUACAGCGUUACCCCUCACCUCCCUCAGUCCCUGCCACGGUAGAUCAGCAACUGCAUCGUUACCCCUCACCUCCCUCAGUCCCUCCCACAGUAGAGGAACCUUUACAGCGUUACCCCUCGCCUCCCUCAGUCCCUCCCACGGUAGAUCAACCUCUUUAUCGCUACCCCUCACCUCACAUCCUCUCUUCAGAUGAUUCUCUUUACACCCAACAACUCCACAUCCACCACCAACAGACUCACGUACAGCAGCAGCCAUCACAACAAGAAUUACACCUCUCACAUCCAUCCCGUCAACAACAGCCUUCACAAGACCACCUGCACCAACUGUCACAUCAGCAAGUCACUCUGCAGCAGUUGUCUCAAGAUAGUUUACAGCAUUUGUCACAUCUGCAGCAGUCAUCACAAGAUCUUCAGCGGCCAAAUCAUCAACAAGAUCUUCUGCAGCAGGAGCAUACCUCUCUUCACCAGUCAUCACGACACCAUGAUCAUUUACAACAACCACCACGACAGGACCACAUCCAUCAACUGCCUCAAGAACAUGAUCAUUUGCAGCAUCCCUCCAGACAUGAGACUCAUUUACAGCAUGUUACAGAUCCCGAUCAGUUACAGCAGCCUUCAAGAUUACGCAGUAUCCUUAUGCAGCAUCCUUCCAGACAACACAGUCAUUUGCAUCAGACUACAAGACAGCAAGAUCAUUUACAACAAUCUUCAAGACAGCAAAAUCAAUUACAGCAUCAGACACAACAACCCACUCAGUUGCAGCAGACAGAUCAAUUACAUGAGAGCCUCAGACAACAAGACCACUUACAAAAUCACCACCUACAGUUUGACCAAAUUGUCCAACAACAAUUUUUUAAAACAAGUUCACUGCCAUUGUCCAGCCAACACCAUCAUCAUCACCAUCACCAUCAUCAUUCCCAGCAGCUGCAGUCACAUGAUCAGCUUGAUCAAAACAUGCAUCCCCAGGAUGAACUCCACCACAAUCUUGAAGACUGUGAUGAUCUUGGUCCAAGUAUACAUCACCAAGACCAACAGGAACCAAGUGAGAGCCACCUGCAUGCUCACCAACUUCUUGAGUUGAAACACGAAGAUCUGAGAGAGGCCGAACACGACCAUCGCCGCCACCACCACUUAUCUCGUCCCAGCUUGGAAAGUUCUCUCAGUGUAAAGAUUGAAAGUAUUAUCAGCUUGACUUCCACUUAGUUUACAAUAAAGCAGCUAUUGAUGUUCAAACAACAGACCGAGACUGAUUCAGUGUGAGUAGUGUGGUGACUCCCACUCAGGUGACUUGUUCAUAUUAAGCACUACAGUACAGUACAGUACUUAGCAACAAGAGUUACUAAUGUAUUUUCUGAGAUGACUCGGGCAGCAUUAAAAGAUUUAAAAAUAUGUUCAGUUUUAUAAUAAAAUAAUUAUGUGCACAUGUAUUUUUUCUUCUUUGUUGGAUUAAUAAGAGAAAAGAUUGUGUUUCUCGGUGAUAUGACAAGACAGUGAUGGUGUUAAUUGUAGCCGCAGCACAGUACAGUACAUGUACAGCAUUUUGAAUCAUGUGACGUGAUGCAUCAGUAGAGAUGAGUAUGAGAUUUUUGGGAGGUGCCUGAACAGGAUAGUUAAUGUGACGUAUGACAGUUUAUUGCAGCUCAAAUUUUGUCUCAAGCCAUUAAGAACAAAAAAUUGUUCUCUGUUCGUACAUGAUAUUCUCAUUUCAGUUAUAAGAGAUUACACAGGCCAUGGUGGGAGAUGCAGUGUCCUGAAAAGUCCAUCUUCACUGUUAGAGGCUGAGUAAGUAGGAGGCAACUAGUGCUUUAGUUUUCCAGUAAAAUUGAGUAAAUUCAAGAUGAUUAAAAUUGUUUACCAUUUGCGCCAGUGACAGUAGUGGUAGAAAUAAUGAAUUCAUCAACAAAUACUGCAGUAAAAUUUAGUGAUUUGGAGGUAGUGUAGUGUAGUACUGUAAUAAGCUACUGUGUGUCUGUGGUGUAAGAUGUGGCUAAUAUUUGUGAGGGUGCACAGUGUCAUAUGGCUCCACUACACCUUUAUCUCUUCAUUAAGUCAGGAUUGGAGAGACAGCUGAUACAUUCUUUUAAUCAUGAUAAAAACCAAGACAAAAGGUUAUACAUUAAACUCUGGCCCAUCAGUAACCAGAAUACUUCAUUAGCCAAUAUUUUCGAUAUAUCAAUACAAUUCACCAUCUCAAUGACCGACAGUCUUGCUGAAUGUAUCCGGAACUGUGUCUUACGUAGGUUUGAAAAUCACGGGCAGCUACUGUAAGCCACAACACAACCAACAAACUCAUACACAUUAUUUCACCAGCUUCCUGCAUCAUCAUAUUUAGAGUUGAUUUUACUAACACUGUAAAAUACAUAUUAUUUCUCAUAUACAUGGAGAUAUAUUACAUAAAUAAAGGUUAACUAAUACUUUAUUUUAAUGGAAUUUGCCGAUUUAUAGUCCUGGCCGUUAAUAGAACGUAUGCCCGUGAAUAUUCAGGGAUUUGUGUUGGGUGUUAUGUCACUAGUCUUCAGGUAGGGGAGGAAUGGGUAAGAUGCUAAUGGUAAUUUUGUUGUACAGGUUGUGAGACAUUUUACUUUGCGAUAAUAUUCAGUGUUAAUUGACUAGAUCGGUAAUUCUUGAACGUGUUGUCUGUUUAGUGAGGAAAUUUUCAAGUGUUAGUGACAUAUAUUGUUAAAGAGAUAAUACUGAAUGUAAUGUUUCUAUUCUGAUAAUGUGUGAGUACAUACACGACAUACAUUAUGUGUUUUACUGUAGUAUUUAGACAAACUGUACUGUACCAUUGUGACUGGUGGUAGAUCAUGUACAAAAGGUGUUCAUCACAAUUCAGAACAUGUAUACAUAAAAUACAUUUAUUAGUCAUGUGCACUUUAUCUCUGUUCUUAUCAUAAUUUUUCAUUUUAUUUAUUUACAGUUCUGCACAAUCAAAGACAAAAGUCGUGUCGCGAUUUAGUCUGAAGAUUAAAUAUAACUCUUGCAACAAGGCAGAGCGCACCAAAAGUUUAGCUCAUCGGAUGUUUUCGCCAAAUUUCACGACGCGACUUUUGUCUUUCAUUGUACUACAUAUUUCUAAUUUGAGUCUAUAUUAAUUAAUAAUAAUUUAGGGGAGAGAAGCUCAGCAAAGCUCAAAUUCUCAGGGCUUAAAAUAAGUGAAAACUUUUAUUUGGAAGAUCAUGCAACUCAGUUUGGCUGUGAUUAUCAGCUUAUACCAUGUACUGUACUGUACUGUAUUAGUUUAUUGAGUUAUUUAUAAAAUAUUAAAUUGUAGUGAAAAAUGCACUUAUUUGUUGCCCUAAUAAUGAUCAAGUUAUUAUGAAUUGUUGUACAAGUUAAUAGACUAAGGUAUAUUUUGAGAGCAUUAAUAAUGUUGGUGGGUGUUGAUGAUCUCAAGAGGAGUCACUCCUUUGUUGGACCACUGCCUCACCCGCCCCACCGACUCUCACUGACGACCACAGUGACAUUGACUAUUUUUUUUUUUACUAUUUAUAAUGUACGGUAGUAUUUUUUAAAAGGAAAUGUUAGAAGUGAACAAUAUAUUCCAAAGAUUAAUCACUAGUACUAAACUCACUAUUCUAGGUAUGACCAACUUAAUCUAUGCUGUAAAUAUAACAAAUUUCUAUUGUUCCAUUUGUAUAGGAUUUUAUAUACCAUAUCAUUAACAGUUAUAAACCGUACCUACUAUUUUAGAGGUAUGGGGAUUCAAUAAAGGAAAUUCCACUG
This is a messenger RNA of Homarus americanus (American lobster), 7163 nucleotides long. Its product is annotated as PR domain zinc finger protein 15-like. Gene Ontology annotation, biological process: regulation of transcription by RNA polymerase II. Bases 741 to 4640 code for a protein of 1299 amino acids. NCBI's taxonomy places the organism in Eukaryota, Metazoa, Arthropoda, Malacostraca, Decapoda, Nephropidae. Gene Ontology annotation, molecular function: RNA polymerase II cis-regulatory region sequence-specific DNA binding; DNA-binding transcription factor activity. The record is from RefSeq and is a predicted model, not a curated record. The transcript is spliced from 8 exons.